Messenger RNA from Cyphellophora europaea CBS 101466, 1500 nucleotides. Its product is annotated as ATP-dependent RNA helicase dhh1. The coding region runs from base 1 to 1500 and encodes 499 amino acids. Gene Ontology annotation, molecular function: ATP binding; mRNA binding; RNA helicase activity. The transcript has a single exon. The record is from RefSeq and is a predicted model, not a curated record. Lineage: Eukaryota; Fungi; Ascomycota; Eurotiomycetes; Chaetothyriales; Cyphellophoraceae. Gene Ontology annotation, biological process: P-body assembly; cytoplasmic stress granule assembly. Gene Ontology annotation, cellular component: cytoplasmic stress granule; P-body.
AUGGCCGAUCAAUUGGCAGCACAGCUGGACAAAACCACAAUAAAAGAGGGCCAAGAUGACGCAAGUUGGAAGACAAGUCUCAAAGCUCCGGUGAAAGAUGGGCGAGAACAGACUGAAGAUGUCACCGCCACCAAGGGCUUGGACUUUGAAGAGUUCUACAUCAAGCGAGAACUCAUGAUGGGUAUCUUUGAGGCCGGUUUCGAGAAACCCUCACCAAUUCAAGAAGAAACGAUCCCGGUAGCUCUCACGGGUCGCGAUGUUUUGGCCCGAGCAAAAAACGGUACAGGCAAGACCGCCGCCUUUGUUAUCCCCACCCUCGAACGAAUCAACCCCAAGAAUCCCAAGACGCAAGCUCUCAUUCUGGUGCCUACCCGUGAGCUGGCUUUGCAGACAUCGCAGGUAUGCAAGACCCUCGGCAAGCAUCUAGGCAUCAAUGUCAUGGUUACUACUGGUGGUACCGGCCUCAAAGACGACAUUAUCCGUCUCGGCGAUGCGGUGCAUAUCAUUGUCGGUACGCCUGGACGUAUCUUGGACCUAAGCAGCAAAGGCGUGGCCGACCUAUCGGAAUGCUCCAUCUUUGUCAUGGACGAGGCUGACAAGCUUCUGUCCCCCGAGUUCACCGUCGUUAUCGAACAGCUCCUCAACUUCCACCCCAAGGAUCGGCAAGUCAUGCUUUUCUCCGCAACAUUCCCUAUCAUCGUCAAGGACUUCAAGGACAAACAUAUGCGUAAUCCCUACGAAAUUAAUCUCAUGGACGAACUGACUCUGCGUGGUAUCACUCAAUACUAUGCUUUCGUGGAAGAAAAGCAAAAGGUCCACUGUCUGAACACUCUCUUCUCCAAGCUGCAAAUCAAUCAGUCUAUUAUCUUCUGCAAUUCGACAAACCGUGUCGAGCUGCUGGCCAAGAAGAUCACAGAACUUGGCUACUCUUGCUUCUAUUCGCAUGCACGCAUGAUGCAGCACCACCGCAACAAAGUCUUCCACGACUUCCGCGCUGGCGUCUCGCGCAACCUUGUCUGCUCCGAUCUUCUGACUCGCGGUAUCGACAUUCAAGCGGUGAAUGUAGUCAUCAAUUUCGACUUCCCCAAGAAUGCCGAGACUUAUCUUCAUCGCAUCGGUCGUUCUGGUCGGUUUGGUCACCUGGGCCUGGCUAUUAACCUGAUCACAUGGGAAGACAGGCUCAAUCUUUACAAGAUCGAGCAAGAGCUGGGCACGGAGAUCCAGCCCAUUCCUCCGUCCAUUGACAAGUCUCUCUAUGUUUAUGAGAACCCUGAGAACAUUCCUCGUCCUAUCCACGCCGCGCCUCCUCCUAGACCGUCGCAGCUCAACGGUCAGAACGGGACACAGCAAGGUCGGCGCAAUUUCAACGGAUACAAUCAAGGCUAUGGUCAGCGCGGCAACUAUAACCAAGGACGAGGUGGUUACCGCGGGCGUGGCGCUCCCCGUGGAGGUCGAGGUGGACAGCAACAGAUCCCACAGAAUGCGGCACCAGUCUCAUAG